AUGGGUCGAUUUGGAAGGCCACAGGGUGGCGCCACCGAACGUGCUGCCACCGCCGACACUUUGAGCAAGGGACAGCUCUACUUCAGCUUUGCCCUCGUCUCAUCCCUCUUCUUCGUUUGGGGCCUCUCCUACGGUCUUCUCGAUUCGCUCAACAAGACUUUCCAGGACUCUCUUCACUUGGACAAGGCCCAGUCUACCGGUCUGCAGGCAUGUUACUUUGGCGCAUAUCUCGUCAACGGUCCCAUCAGUGGACCGUUAGCCCGUCGCUGGGGGUACAGAUUCGCCAUCCAUGGAGGUCUCUCUCUCUUUUCCAUUGGUGCCAUCCUCUUUUGGCCGUGCGCUGUCUACUACUCGUACCCUGGUUUCUUGGUUUGCACCUUCGUCACAGCAUCCGGUCUGGCUUGGCUCGAGAUGGCUGCCAACUCGUACAUCACCGUUCUUGGAUCUCCCGAUUUGGCUGCGUUCCGUCUGGUGUUCGCACAGUCGUGGAACGGUGUCGCGUCGGUCCUCGGCCCCAUCAUCGCCGGUCGUACCUUCCUCAAGACAGGUCACUCGCACACCCUCAACCACUUGCAGUGGGUCUACCUCGGCAUCUCUGCAUUUGGAUGCAUGAUCAACUUGCUUUUCUGGAUCGCUAAGCUUCCCGAGGUCAAGCAGCAGGUCGACUCGUCGAUCGAAGAAAAACCCGUCUCCAUUUGGACUCAGAAGCACCUUCUUUGGGGUGCAUUUGCUGAGUUCAUGUAUGUUGGAUCGCAGGUCGCCGUUGCUUCGCUCACCAUCAACUUUUACGUCGAGCAACCUGGUCUCAACAUCUCGGUUACCCGCGCUGCCGAUCUCUUCUCGGUGACACUGGCCGUGUUCACGAUUGGACGAUUCAUCGGUGUUCCCAUCCUCACGCGUGUCGACUCGGCCCUCAUCCUUUUCCUCUGCGGUCUAGGCUGCAUCCUGUUUUCCAUCCUCACUGCCGUGGUUCCCGGCGCUGGUGGUAUCGCGUGCUUGAUGCUCAUCUUCUUCUUCGAAUCCGUCUGCUACCCCAUCAUCUUCACGCUGGCCACUGGCAAUCUGGGUACUAACCAGAAGCUGGGUUCAGCGCUCGUAGCUGCCGGUGUCUCUGGUGGUGCCUGGAUGCCCUCCGUUCAGGCUACGGUUGCUGACCACACCACCACGCGUCGAUCGUUCUUCGUGCCCAUCUCUGGUUUCGCCGUCGUAUCCGCCUACGGUCUCUACAUGCACAUGCGCGGUUGCAAGCAGCAGGGAUACUGGAGCUGGAGGAAGCUCGACAAGGAGACCACCAUGGGCCUCACCGCUACUCAGCACUCUGACAUUGAACACGUCGAGCAGACUGACUCCGACAAGGAUGUCAAGAUCGGUCAGUCUAGCCCCACCUACCCUUCGGUGCCUUACCAGCACUAG
Molecule: messenger RNA, 1413 nt
Organism: Mycosarcoma maydis (corn smut)
Lineage: Eukaryota; Fungi; Basidiomycota; Ustilaginomycetes; Ustilaginales
Exons: 1
Coding region: 1-1413 (470 amino acids)
Biological process (GO): transmembrane transport
Molecular function (GO): transmembrane transporter activity
Source: RefSeq, a predicted model, not a curated record